This is a messenger RNA of Polypterus senegalus (gray bichir), 2485 nucleotides long. It is a transcript of the gene atat1, whose product is annotated as alpha tubulin acetyltransferase 1. The record is from RefSeq and is a predicted model, not a curated record. The transcript has 12 exons. NCBI's taxonomy places the organism in Eukaryota, Metazoa, Chordata, Cladistia, Polypteriformes, Polypteridae. Gene Ontology annotation, biological process: alpha-tubulin acetylation. Gene Ontology annotation, cellular component: microtubule. The coding region runs from base 149 to 1621 and encodes 490 amino acids. Gene Ontology annotation, molecular function: tubulin N-acetyltransferase activity.
GGAGAUGAGUGUUUGGGAGAGAGACUGAGAGAGGCUGACCUGACAGCUAAUAGUAGGCGAGCCUUUCGGCGAGUGGGUACCAAGUGGUAGGGUAGUGCCAGACAUAUCCGACCCUCCUGGCAUCUGUGGGAGACUCUUGUGUCCAACAAUGGAUUUUCCUUUCGAUAUAAACGUAUUAUUUUUAAGCCGAAUUACUGUCUUGGACCAGAACCUUUCUAAUCCUCGAAAAUGUUGGGGAAGACCUGACCCUCAACAUCAAAUCUGUAUUGUAAUAGAUGAACUAGGAAGAGCAUCUGCCAAGGCUCAGGGGCUGACUGCACCAGUUACUAGUGCAGUCAAGCUACAAUCAAGCAGACAUGUCGUGUAUCUUCUGAAGGAUGAGAAGGCAAAUGGUGCUCGUGGAAUUGUAAUUGGGUUCCUAAAGGUGGGAUACAAGAAGCUUUUCCUUCUGGACCAAAGAGGAACACACAUUGAGGUGGAACCACUUUGUGUGUUAGAUUUCUAUGUUCAUGAGUCUGUGCAACGGCAUGGUUAUGGAAAAGAAAUCUUUGAUUUUAUGCUUUUGCAAGAGCGUGUUAAUCCACAUCAGCUGGCGUUUGACCGACCAUCCCAGAGGUUUCUUUCAUUCCUUAGAAAACACUAUCACCUUUCUGCCUCUGUUCCUCAGGUUAACAAUUUUGUGGUAUUUGAGGGAUUUUUUCGUGACAGAUUAGUGUCAGAAGUUCCAGUCAGGAAAUUACCACCUAAAAAAACUGAAGGGGAAAUUAAACCCUAUUCACUUACUGAAAGAGAGGCCCUGAAGGAAGAGCAGAAGGGCCUUCCUUGGCCAUUUAGUCAGUCUCCUUCUCUGACCCGGUCUCUUAGUGUGGGUGCAUCACCAAACCGGGUUAAUGGGACACAGAGUGUUCCGGAGUGUACUGCAGCCCUCAAAGAAAUCAAAUUACAAAGGCCUCGACCAGGAUUCCGAAAUGGAGAACAGUAUCACCUCAGUUCUGCCUCUGAAAGGAGGCGUACCAGUAUCACUCCCAGCCAACAAGGAAUGGUCGCCAGAGAUAAUCUUUACAGUCGGCACAGCAAUUACAGGUUAAAUACAUCACCUAGACAGCAAGGGUUUAAGGACCUCAAGCCAAUUGAAACACGCUCUGAAACAUUAAUCCCAGCUACAGCCACAGUACUACCAGUGAAUUCAAAAACAGAUCAGGAUCCUUCUGAGAUAACGACUACAAACCAAAGACAUGGGUGUCUUGAAGAAACUAAGGUGCCACCUCUGAAUCUCAAAGCCCAUAAUGAGGAAGAAGCAGUGAAGACCAUUUCCCAGAAUCAAGAGGCACCCCUUCUUUCCAAACAUAAUGGAUCAUAUUCUGAGCCCUUAGCUCCUCGUAACUGUCUUCCUGCUUCUGUAAACUAUAUAACCGAGUUAAAAUCUAUGUUGUCUCAACCAAAAACCCUUACUAAUGGACUAGGGUUUGAAGAAAUCUGGACUCCAUAUCCACCAAAAAAAGCAAAUAUAGGUUCUCAGAUACCACCCCAGGGAAAUAUUUCCUGGACAGUAAUUGAGCAACCAUUUACAGCUCAGUGGGUCCGGCGCAAGCAGGAGUAUAGGAGCACCCGUCCUUGGUAAAGUUCACAAUUGGUAUACCAAUGCAGAACUGCUGAAUCCUGUCAGUUGUUUCUUGGAGAACUUGUUAAAAAGUGGAUUCCACAAAUGUGUAAAUGUGUUUACCAUUUGCCUCUUAUUUUAACGAUUUUGUGGUUCAAGUGCUCGUGGUUAUUCCAAGUUCCUCUGCCUAAGUACUACACAUUGUAUAUAUCUUUUAAAUUUGCUAAUUAAGUGCCUUUCUGCUGUAGCAUAAAAUAAGGUAUUCAGGCAGUUGAACAUUCUUAAUAGCUGUUGUAACAAUAAUAACAAUGUCCUUAACAAGCAGGAAAAGAAAGCAUAAGUCAACCUUGAACCACUGUCCUUGGUGUUUCAUGAAAUCUUAUUUAAUUUAUGAAACAUUUUUAGUAUGCUUUUCCUUGGCAUUGGUUAUUAUUUUUUAAAAUAAUAUUUUAAUAAGUCUCAAGCAGUUGGCAACCAAAAGCCAUAAUGUGUCCAUGACAAUAGAUGGACCAACUAUCAUGCAUGGCAUUUCACUGGUAAUGAAGCCCAGAAAUCAAUAAUUUAUUUUGUAUAUAAGGAUCCCAGCCAUACUGAAUUACCAGUCCAAAGAGAGGACAUUUGAUGCCAAAUACAUGCUAUACUUGUAGCAGGGUGAAAGAAUAUUAGGCUUCUAAAAAAAUUAAAUGGUGACUAUUUGUAUCAAAUUAAUGGAGGGGCAUAGGUGUUUAACAUUUUCAAUUUAUGUUUCCCAUGUUUCUAAUAUAUUUAAUAAAUGUAUAUGUUAUUUUUUUAGUUUGUAUUUGUAUGUAAAAGUGCAAAGUAAAGCCAAACUCUGAGAGUUAAAUUGUACAGUUACCACUAAAGUAUUAAAAUGCAAAAAUCCUA